Messenger RNA from Pogoniulus pusillus (Red-fronted tinkerbird), 4064 nucleotides. RefSeq names its product minichromosome maintenance 10 replication initiation factor (gene MCM10). Gene Ontology annotation, molecular function: DNA replication origin binding; single-stranded DNA binding. The transcript is spliced from 19 exons. Gene Ontology annotation, cellular component: nucleus; nuclear replication fork. Gene Ontology annotation, biological process: DNA replication; DNA replication initiation. Bases 49 to 2643 code for a protein of 864 amino acids. The record is from RefSeq and is a predicted model, not a curated record. Lineage: Eukaryota; Metazoa; Chordata; Aves; Piciformes; Lybiidae.
AGAGGAUAUUUUUCCUUGAGGGUCUCUUGAAGAAACCUCGGUGAAAUCAUGGACGCUGAUGAUGACUUGGAUCUGUUGGCCUCCCUCCUGGAAGAAAGUGAGGCAACUGAGGAGGAAAAUUCUCAGGAGGAAGAUGCCCCAGGUGGUGAGGAUAGAGAACCAGAUGCAUAUGAUGAGCUCUUCGAUGCAGAAGAUGAUGCAUCCUACACUGAGGGGGUCAGUGAUGAAGACAACUUGGUUGAAGAACGGAAGGAAAACCUGGCUACACUGUUUGGAGAUGUGGAUGAUCUGCUGGAAGAAGAGGAAGCAGAAGACACUGUCCCUACUUCAACUCCCAGUCAGGCAAAAGAGAAGACCAACCAAGAACUUCAAGCUGAGCUGAGAAAAUUGCAAGAACAGAUGAAGACAUUACAGGAGCAGUUGCAGAAGACUGCUAUUGGGCAGCAAUCCAGUUCAGGCCCUGAGAAAAAAACACCUGGUAAAUCUCCCUUUCCAGCCUUAAAGGAAAGAAAAGUUCAGAAGCUGCAAGAGUCACCAUGCUUCUCAGCUCAACUGGGCAAUCCUCUACCGCCAGCCAAGCGUGAAAUCCAGAAAUCAAAAGCACCUUCAGCAGAGAACAAGACUCCUCCUCAGCAAGUCCUCAGUCUGGCAUUCCAACCUCUCAAGCCUGCAGCAGGGAACACUCCCAGUAAGGUGACCAGAGAGAAGACUCCUCAUGUGCCUCCAUCCUCCAGUGCAACAACUCAGCCUGUGUCUGUGGAAACCUUCUCAGGACUGAGAUUAAGAAAACCCCGGGUGUCUUCUGCUGAAAUGGAGAGGAAAAUGGCUAACCGGAAGCUCAUCCGACUGUCCCAGCUGAAAAGCAAACUUGCUGCAGAAAAACUGGAGGAAAUAGACUGGGUAACAUUUGGAGUCAUAAUUAAGAAGGUGACUCCUCAGAGCACAAACAAUGGCAGAACCUUCAGCAUCUGGCGACUGAAUGACCUACGGGAUCUCAGUCAGUAUGUCUCACUCUUCUUGUUUGGAGAGGUCCACAAAGAGCACUGGAAGACAGACCAAGGCACUGUCAUCGGGCUGCUCAAUGCUAACCCUAUGAAACCUAAAGAAGGAUCAGAUGAGGUGUGUCUGUCUGUUGACCAUCCCCAGAAGAUCCUCCUCAUGGGUGAAGCUCUGGAUAUGGGCACUUGCAAAGCCAGGAAGAAGAAUGGAGAUCCUUGUGCACAGAUCGUGAACCUGAAAGACUGUGAAUACUGUCAGUAUCACAUACAGUCCCAGUACAAGAGGAUCAGCUCAAAGCGUGCAGACCUGCAGUCCACUUUCUCUGGCGGCCGCAUUCCCAGAAAAGCUGGUCGGAAGAAUCCCAGCUUGAAGGAGAGGCUGUGUCAGGAUGGGUUUUACUAUGGAGGUGUCUCUUCAGCAGCAUAUGCAGCCUCAGUUGCAGCAGCUGCAGUGCCAAAAAGGAAGGUUCAAACCACGCUUUCCAACCUGGUUGUGAGAGGAGUUGAUGCAAUUGUCCAGGAAACCAAGCAGAAAAUUGGUGCAGCAAAAAGACCCAUGCAAUGUUCUGAGGAAUUCAAGGAACUGUUGGCACAGCCAACUUUCGGAGCACGAAACCUCUGCAAACACUGGACCAAAGCAGAUGCUGAGAAGAAACAAGAGGCCAGUUUCCAAUCUAUCUCAGCUUCAGCACUGCUUAAGCAACAGAAACAGAAAUUGCUGGAGGCCAGAAAAAAGCGAUCUGAAGAGAUUCAGAGGAGGUUUCUCCAGAGCACAAGUAAAGCCAGCAGCCCUGCUUUGCCAUCCUCCUCCAGACAGUCCUCGGUCCAUUCCCCAAUGCCUGGGGCAGAGUUUCCUAAAGCUGCAAAAAUGUCAACUCCUCAGAGGCCCAGACUAGGCACAGGCUUCUCAGAAGGAGAAGAUAUCCUCUUCUUUGACAGGUCUCCACCUCCAACACCAAAGCUAGACAGCUCGGCAGAAGCCAAAAAGCUGGCUGCCAUACACCGACUACGAGCAAAAGGCCAGAUUCUUGCUAAAACUGACCCAAACAGUGUGAAGAGGAAAAGAGCCAAUGCUGAUGAGGUCACAGGAAUUGUUGAAAGAGUUGAGAAAAACGUUGUUCAUCUGCAAGGUGAGAAUGAUCUGGAGGAACUGGAGCCUGCCCAAAAGAAACGGCGUGAGCAGCUGGCCUAUCUGGAGUCAGAAGAGUUCCAGAAAAUCCUGAAUGCCAAGUCCAAGCACACAGAUGUCCUCAAAGAGGCUGAAGCUGAACUGCAGGAGCAAUACUUUCAGCCCCUGGUGAAAAAGGAAGAACUGGAGGAGAAGAUGAGGAGCAUUAAGGAAGUGAAGUGUCGAGUUGUGACGUGUAAAACGUGUAAUUACACCUAUUUCAAGCCUCUGGAGACCUGUGUGCAGGAUAACCAUGACUACCACUGGCAUGAAGCCAUCAAGCGAUUUUUCAAGUGUCCUUGUGGAAAUAGAGCCAUUUCCCUUGACAGGCUCCCAAAAAAGCCCUGCAGAACCUGUGGCCUCUUCAAGUGGGAGCGAGAUGGGAUGCUAAAGGAGAAAAAAGGCCCGAAGAUUGGUGGAGAAACACUUCUACCAAGAGGAGAGGAACAACCAAAAUUUCUCAAUAGCAUGAAGUGACCUGAAGUACUUUUAUCCCCCUCACAGCAUAAGGCUGGAUUUUUGUGCCUGAAACACAUGCUUCUGCACUGGAAUGCAAGAGGAUUCUAGUUUUAGGAAUGAGCAGGAGCCCCAAUUCCUGAUGAGAGGGACACUCACGAUGCCACUGCACAGAUCUUCAGCUUUCAUCUUUUGCAAACUGACUGAAUAGCGCUGCGUGGGAAAUGCACACUGGUGCCUGUUCCAUCUUGCUGACAAUUUGUUUACAAGGUUUUAAUCCAGCAAAGAGACAGCUAGAGUGGAAUUUGUCCCAAGAAAUCCCGUGGGCUCCCACCAUUUGUGUUAAAUGGCUGGUGUAUGGUGAUCCACCAAAAUAUGAAGCGUUAAAUCAUGGACUGCGAGAACUGUAGACUCCCUAAGCACUUGUGAAGUUAAUACUACAGUCUGUAAUGCCAGCCUGUCAUGAUUUCUCAGCUUUGGCUGAAAAGGGAUGUAAGAAGGUUGUAGCCACAGAGCAGUCUCUUGGCUCCAAAAUGACUCCCUUUGAACCCUUAAGAGCAGACGUUAAACAGUUCUUGGGUUGUCUCUGUGGCUUAGGUGUUGAAAACCUCAGUGGCUUUGGUGUUGCAAGCCAGCAGUGUUGGCACUGCUGAGUAGCUGGAGCUCUUUUGAAAGCCCUUUGGCUAUCACCUAGCGCAUCCUGGGUUCCCAGCACCACCUACACUACAGCACCUUCACAGCUCCCACUUGGAAAAGCAUUUUAACAAGCCCAGCACCAUUCAGCAAGCAGUUCUGAAGAGCUGAGCAGUUGUGUUUAAUGCAUUUUACCCUUUUUCUGACAUUUUAAAUUUUCCUGAUUUCUUUUUUUCCCAGCCAUCACCAUGUCGACCUUGGUUGCUGGCACUGCUGCCUGGUGGACAGCAGUGGUCUCCAGACAAGGUCUAGAAGGGGCACCUCCUGCGAAGGGCUGUCUUCAUUCAGGUGUUUUUCCAGAGAGCACAUCAGUGUAGGAUGGCUGUGGCAUUUGGACAGCGCUCCUUGGACCUGAUCCUUCUGCUCAUGCCCUGUGAGAUCACAGUGUAGUUUCACGUGCCUAAACCCACAACUACCUCAGUGAUUUGGUGAAACUGUCACCAAGUAAUGCUCUCACAAGUCCUGGUGGCCUUGUUGGUACCUCCUUUGUUUGCUUGCACAGGGGCUGGAAGACAAAUGUUACUUCAUUUGAAGCAAGGGGACAGAUUUACCUCAGUAUUUGCAGCCCUCAUCUACAGGUGCUUUUGCUGGGCAGCUUUGCUCUGGAGGAUGCCUUCAUUUCAGUCUCGUGUGGAUACCAUUUGAGGGGUUGGCUGUCACUCGGUAGAUGACUCAAUCUGUAACUGAGGCAUUGCUUGGCCAUGUCUCAUGUAGAUCUUUCAUAUCAGAAUAAAUACUCCAUGAGUUUG